AAGAGUGUGGGCUUUCAGAGAACGAAGCUAGUGAGAGCGUCACUCUCUUCAUCCCAUCAUGUAUGAGUUGUUUUCAGCAAGAACGUUUUCUUUUCUUUCAACCACGUACUUACUUAUCUACUUUUCAAUCGGACCGGGGAUCAGUUUUUAGUGUAGUGAUUCCCCUACAAACUCUGGGGACUUCUGCAUCGAGGAGUAAAUCGUUUCUCACCUCCACCUUGCAACUCAGGGAAGUAGUCGUAUAAAGUUACUGGUGGGGGUGGAUGCUCACUUCUCCGUAGGCGAGCUCACUUGUAUCCUAUAAUCCGAAAGGGGGGAUGACUGGUAGAAGAUGUGCGGCAAGGACC
Messenger RNA from Amoebophrya sp. A25, 347 nucleotides. NCBI's taxonomy places the organism in Eukaryota, Dinophyceae, Syndiniales, Amoebophryaceae. The record is from the annotation of a GenBank genome assembly.